This is a messenger RNA of Pseudonaja textilis, 6272 nucleotides long. The record is from RefSeq and is a predicted model, not a curated record. NCBI's taxonomy places the organism in Eukaryota, Metazoa, Chordata, Lepidosauria, Squamata, Elapidae.
AACCCUUGUGGCUCCGCAGGAGGCGGAGAGGCUGCGAGAGAGUCUAGCAGAGGGCUGAUCCAGACGUGCUCCGGGUGAGGGGAGGGGCUCUUCCCGGGCAAAGGGAGGCAAAGGACCCGUGCCCGGCCCUACUGCGGGGUCAAUCCCGGAUCCCAUGCUCCUCAGCCGCCCUCUCCAUGCAGGGGGAAGCGGAGCUGCAGAGUAGCAGCAGCAGAACAACCGGGGAUCCCAGGAAAGUAUAGAAAGUGGAAGCCUUUUGGACUUGAUCGCAGGUAAAAUUAUCUCUUGGAGAAAAAGAGCUGAAUGGCUGCCUGCGAUCAUUCCAGUGAAUGUAGGAUCGGUUCUAUGAAUGAAAAGGCAUUUGGAGAUCCGCAAUAUCCCUUGGACCCAAUGGGAGUUACGUUAGAGGAGAGAGACAGAAGAACGGAGACAACACUUUUAGCAAGUGAGAGAACUGGAAAAGGCUCUUCUGCUGGACAGUUUGGGAUCUAUGGGGAGAUGUGGGCAAGAACUGGGCAGAUGAUUCUGGAGGAGGAAACCAUCAUCUCUUCAAAAAUUCAGCCCUGGAACUUGAGGAGCCUCCAAUACCAGGAGGCUGAGGGUCCCCGAGGACUUUGCAGUCGUCUCCACGACUUCUGUAGACAAUGGCUGAGACCAGAAAAACACACCAAAGCUCAGAUGCUGGACCUGGUUGUUCUGGAGCAGCUCCUGGUUCUCCUUCCCCCAGAGAUGGUGAGUUGGGUGCGAGAGUGUGGAGCAGAGUCCAGCUCCCAGGCGGUGGCUCUGGCAGAAGGCCUCCUCCUGAGCCAAGCAGAGAAGCGGAAGGAACAGGUCAAGUUGCAGUCCUUUGCUCUGGAGAUCAGAGAUCCUGAGGGAAGGAGGAAUCUAUCAAAUCCCUCUCAGGAGCUGCUUUGCGGGAGGAUAUCUCAGGAAGAUCCAAGUCAGGACAUCUCAGGAGGGAAGACUCAAAUGAAGUUUUCUGCUCUUUAUGAUGGAGAUGAAACAACGGUUGAACUUCCAACUCAAGAGGGUCCAGUGUCUUAUGAAGAGGUGGCUGUGUAUUUCUCCGAGGAGGAGUGGUCUCAGCUGGAUGCUCACCAAAAAGUUCUGCAUUGGGAAGUCAUGCUGGAAAAUCAAAGGAAUGUGGCCUCUCUAUGUAAUGAUGGGCAGGAGAGUAAAGAUUCUGGAGAACCAUUCCCAAUGAUGAGCUCUGGAGACGGAAUGCAGAAGAACCAACCGGUGCAAACACAACUAGGAAGCCAUGAGCAAAAACUGUUAAAUAAUUGGAAUCAGGGAAGCUUAUCUUCUAUUGAGGCUCUGAUGAAAGACUUUCUUGCCCACGAAGGGAAAACAGAGAAGAAACAUUUUGAGAAACGUGUGCGGCAAUUAAAAAAUAAAUCAGAUGUAAAUGAACACUAUCCAAUGCAAACCAAAGGACAAGCUCAUGUGCAAAGAGACAAUGGGAAAAAAUUCAGUUGCACUUGGUCUUUUGGUCAUAAAAAGGGAUCCGGUACAUCUAAAAAAAAAUUUCACCCAGGAGAGAAGCCAUAUAAAUGCGUGGACUGUGGAAAAAGCUUCUGUGAAAAUGGUUCUCUUACUAUUCAUAAAAGGAUCCACACAGGAGAGAAGCCAUAUAAAUGUUUGGAGUGUGGGAAGAGUUUCAGGAGAAGCAGUCAAUUUACUUCCCAUAAAUGGAUCCACACAGGGGAGAAGCCGUAUAAAUGCAGUGUAUGUGGAAAGGGCUUCUGUGAAAAUGCAUCCCUUCUGAAACAUGAAAGGAUCCACACAGGGGAAAAGCCAUAUAAAUGCAGAGAGUGUGGAAAGACCUUCAUUCAGAGCAGUCAUCUUACUUCCCAUAAAAGGAUUCACACGGGGGAGAAGCCAUAUAAAUGUAGAGUAUGUGGAAUGAAUUUCAGCAGAUGUGGAUCCCUUACUUUCCAUAAAAGGAUCCACACAGGGGAGAAGCCAUAUAAAUGUGUGGAGUGUGGGAAAAACUUUAUUAAAAGGAGUGUACUGACUUCCCAUAAAAGGAUUCACACAGGAGAGAAGCCAUAUAAAUGUUUGGAGUGUGGAAAGGCCUUCAGUCAACAGGGUAAUCUUGCCUCCCAUGAAAGGAUACACAGUGGGGAGAGGCCUUACAAAUGCCGAGAGUGUGGAAAGACCUUCUCUGAAAACGCAUCGCUUACAAAGCAUAAAAGGACCCACACAGGGGAAAAACCAUAUAAUUGUUUGGAGUGUGGGAAAGGUUUUGGUACUAGUAGUAAUCUUAAUUCCCAUAAAAGAAUCCAUGCAGGGGAAAAGCCAUAUAAAUGCAUGGAGUGUGGAAAGACUUUCACUAAUAGCAGCCAACUUACUUCCCAUAAGUGGAUCCACACAGGGGAGAAGCCAUAUAAAUGUGCCAAGUGUGGAAAGGCCUUCAGUCAACAGGGCAAUCUUACCUCCCAUGAAAGGAUGCACAGUGGAGAGAGGCCUUUUAAAUGCCCAGAGUGUGGAAAGAGCUUUUUCGAGAAUGCAUCCCUUACAAAACAUAUAAGGAUCCACACUGGGGAAAAACCGUAUCACUGCUUAGAGUGCGGAAAGAGUUUUACUACCAAAAGUAAUCUUAAUUCCCAUAAAAGAAUCCAUGCAGGGGAGAAGCCAUAUAAAUGCAUGGAAUGUGGGAAGACUUUUACUCAAAGCAGUAAUCUUACUUCUCAUAAAAGAAUCCAUAUAGGCGAUAAACCUUAUAAAUGCAUGGAAUGUGGAAAGGGCUUCUGUGAAAAGGCACCUCUUAUGAGACACAAAAGGAUCCAUUUGGAAGAGAAGUCAUAUAAAUGCAUGGAGUGUGGAAAGUGCUUCUGUCAAAAGUCAUCUCUUAUGAGACACAAAAAGAUCCAUACAGAGGACAAGGGUGCAGAGUGUGGAAAAAGUUUCAGGACAAGGGAUGGCCUAAUUUCCCAUACACAGAUCCAUCUGGGAAAGAAGCCACAUAAAUGCAUGGAGUGUGGAAAGAGCUUUAGUAGGAACACUUCCCUUACAUGUCAUAAGAGGAUCCACACAGGAGAGAAACCCUAUAAAUGCCUGGAGUGUGGAAAGAGAUUCACUUUUAGUACUUCUCUUACUUCGCAUUCCCGGAUCCAUACAGGAGAGAAGCCAUAUAAAUGCAUGGAGUGUGGACAGAGCUUUACUUCGAGCAACAGUCUUGCUUCCCAUAAAAGGAUCCAUACAGGGGAAAAGCCGUAUAAAUGCAUGGAGUGUGGAAAAAGCUUCUCCCUUAGCAGUUCUCUUACUUCGCAUUACCGGAUCCAUACAGGGGAGAAGCCCUAUAAAUGCAUGGAGUGUGGAAAGAGCUUCUCUCUUAGCAGUUCUCUUACUUCGCAUUACCGGAUCCAUACAGGGGAGAAGCCCUAUAAAUGCAUGGAAUGUGGAAAGGCCUUUACUCGGAGAAGGAGUCUUACUUCCCAUAAAAGGAUCCAGCAACGGAAUAAGAUGUAUAAAUGCAAGGACUGUGGAAAGAGCUUUUCUACAAACUGUCAACUUACAGGUCAUAAGAAGAUCCACAUAGGAGAGAAGCCCUAUGAAUGUAUGGAGUACGCAAACAGCUUCAGCUCACUCAGAAAUCCUUUACAUGAAAGAAUCCACGCAGGGCAAAGGCCUUAUAAAUGCAUGGAGUGUGGAAAGUCCUUUAUACAGAGAAUUCAUCUAAGUUCACAUACAAGAAUCCACACAGCAGAGAAGCCCUAUAAGUGCAUGGAAUGUGGAAAGAGCUUCUUAUCCAGUAAUUCUCUUACUUCCCAUUACUCGAUCCAUACAGGGGAGAAGCCAUAUAAGUGCACAGAAUGUGGAAAGAGCUUCUCUCAAAGUUCUUCUCUUUCUCUUCAUCAACGGAUUCACACAGGAGAAAAGCCCUAUAAAUGCAUAGAAUGUGGAAAGAGUUUCCCUAAGAACAGUGAUCUUAUUAUACAUUCAAAGAUCCAUACAGGGGAGAAGCCACAUAAAUGCCUGGAGUGUGGAAAGAGCUUUGUUAAGAACAGUCAACUUAUUUACCAUAGUAGGGUCCAUACAGGGGAGAAGCCCUAUAAAUGCAUGGAAUGUGGAAAGAGCUUCCCUAAGAACAGUGAUCUUAUUGCACAUAUAAAGAUCCACACAGAGGAGAAGCCGCAUAAAUGCAUAGUGUGUGGAAAGAGCUUUAUUAAGAACAGUCAACUUAUUUACCAUAGUAGGAUCCAUACAGGGGAGAAGCCCUAUAAAUGCAUGGAGUGUGGAAAAUGCUUUACUCAAAGACAUCAUCUUAUUUCCCAUAACUGGAUCCAUAUAGGGGAGAAGCCUUAUAAAUGUCUGGAGUGUGGAAAGAGCUUUUGUGAAAACAUUUCUCUUACCGUUCAUAAAAGGAUCCACACAGGGGAGAAACCAUAUAAGUGCUUGGAAUGCGGAAAGAGCUUCAGAACAAGCAGUCAUCUUACUUAUCAUAACGGGAUCCACACCGGGGAGAAGCCUUAUAAAUGCACGGAGUGUGGAAAAGCCUUUAUUAAAAACAGCCAUCUUAUCUCCCAUGCACGAAUCCACACAGAAGAAAAGCCAUAUAAGUGCACGGAGUGUGGAAAGAGUUUCAGAGAGAGCCGUUCCCUUACAUCUCAUAAAAGGAUCCACACAGGAGAGAAGCCAUAUCAAUGCACAGAGUGUGGAAAGGCCUUUAUUCAAAGCAGUCACCUUACUUCCCAUAAGUGGAUCCACACAGGGGAGAAGCCAUAUAACUGCAUGGAGUGCGGAAAGGGCUUCAGCCAAAGGAGUUCCUUUAUUUCCCACAACUGGAUCCACACAGGGGAGAAGCCAUAUAAGUGCCUUGAGUGUGGAAAGGGCUUUAUUAAGAGCAGUCAUCUUACCUCCCAUAAAAGAAUCCACACAGAGGAGAAGCCAUAUAAGUGCACGGAGUGUGGAAAGAGUUUCAGAGAGAGCCGUUCCCUUACCACUCAUAAAAUGAUCCACACAGGAGAGAAGCCAUAUCAAUGCACGGAGUGUGGAAAGACCUUUAUUCAGAGCAGUCAACUUACUUCGCAUAAAAGGAAACACACAGGGGAGAAGCCAUAUCACUGCAUGGAGUGCGGAAAGAGCUUCAGUCAUAAUAGUUCCUUUACUUCCCAUAAAAGGAUCCACACAGGGGAAAAGCCGUACAAAUGCAUGGAGUGUGGAAAGGGGUUCAGUCAAAGGAGUUCCUUUACUUCCCAUAAGAGAAUCCACACAGGGGAGAAGCCUUAUAAAUGUGUAGACUGUGGAAAGGACUUCACUACAAGCAGUUAUCUUAACUCUCAUAAAAGGAUCCACACAGGAGAGGAGCUCUUCAAGUGCAUGGAGUGUGGAAAAGGCUUCUGUCAAAUUUCAUCCCUUAUGAGACACAAAAGAAUCCAUUCAGGGGAAAAGCCAUAUAAAUGUGUGGAGUGGGAAAAUGACCUAAUUUUCCAUACACAGAUCCAUUUUGGUGCAAAUCCAUUUAAAUUCCAGAUUUAGUUGGUGAAAUCUAUGCAUUUCCUAUUUGUUUAUAGGAAGUGGGGUGGGGGUGGGGGUUGAGUCUGCACUCGCAACUGGAAACCCCAGAGAUAAAAUUACCGAUGGAAACACAAACAAUGAACACACCUGUUUUAAUACUAGUGUGGAUUUUUCAUAUUAGUGUCAAUAUGACGGUGGCAAACACUAUUUUAUAUAAAUAAUGAAAAUCUUUUUUUUCUUUAAGUUAACCUUGUUUCCAAAUAGGGUCAAUUCCAAGAAAAUGUCUGUUUUAAUUAUCUCAGAUUCUGGACUAUGCAAUUUUAUAUAAGAUGUCAAUAUUGUAGACUUGCAAGGGAAUUUUUCACAAAUUGUUUUCUACUUGAUCCUCAUUGUGGAAGAGUUAUCAACAGGUAGACAAUUUACAUCUACCCUCUUCCCAGAAAUAGAAGCAGUAAAAUUCCCAAGACACUUCUUCAAAAUGCUUUAUUCUUCCUUCAACUAUGGAAGACAUGCAGAUGGAAGUUCACUUAAUCCAUAGCCACUUCCCAUAAUUCAAACUUUUUACCUAGUCUUUCCCCCUCCUUUCUCAUUCCUUAAUAUGUUCAUAGUUUAUCAGCAGACAUUCACUUCUCUGUCCUCCCAAAUGACCAUGUGGAGAAUUGAAUCUUGACAUACAUGUUGAUGUAGACUGUGGAAAGAGAUUCAGGAUGUCGAAUUCUCUCACAAAAAAGGAAUAAAAAAGAUAAGCCUCUCAAAUGCCUGUGCAAAAGACUUUUCAAGCAUCAGAGAUGUUAUAUCUAUUGUGUCAC